This is a messenger RNA of Acytostelium subglobosum LB1, 855 nucleotides long. RefSeq lists its product as hypothetical. Bases 1 to 855 code for a protein of 284 amino acids. The record is from RefSeq and is a predicted model, not a curated record. Gene Ontology annotation, biological process: positive regulation of mRNA splicing, via spliceosome. The transcript is spliced from 4 exons. Gene Ontology annotation, cellular component: spliceosomal complex. Gene Ontology annotation, molecular function: RNA binding. Lineage: Eukaryota; Evosea; Eumycetozoa; Acytosteliales; Acytosteliaceae.
AUGGACGAUUACGAUAUUGAUAGGAAUAGAUCUCCAAGCGAUGUCGAUCGAAAGGAAGACUCAUAUGGUAGAGGAGGUGGUCAUAGUGAUGGAGGUGGCAGUAGCAGAGGUGGUGUAAUCUCUGCAGAGGAGAGGAACAAUGGCAACGCAUUACAUAUAACAGGAUUCUCAUUGUCCUUGAAGGAUGAGGAGCUAAGAGAGAAGUUUGUUUCCUUUGGAAAGAUAUUGGAAUGUGUUAUAAUGGUCGACCCAAAUACAAAGAUAUCACGUGGCUUUGCCUUUCUUACAUUCGAGAUGGCAGAUGAGGCUGAUGAAGCCAUUAGGAUAAUGGAUGGUACAAAGAUAGAUGGCAAUGUGAUCAAAGUUUCAAAGUCAAGAAGAUCAAGACCAAGAGAAUCAACACCAGGUUCAUAUAUGGGUUACGAUAAGAAGAGGAGAGGUGGAGGCAUUGGUGGCCCAGGUGGCGGCGGUGGUGGUGGCCCAGGCGGUCCACCUAGAUCAGUGUUUAGCCCCUACCCUCCAUACCCAUACCCUGCGGCCGCCGCAGCGGCAACAAAGUAUCCACCAUAUCCACCACCCUACGGUGGAUAUUAUGGCUACGGCGCCUUCCCCUACCAAUACCCACCAGCACCAGGCUAUGGUGCGCCACCACCUCCACCACCCGCUCCCAAGAGCAGCCCAUACGAGAGCAGAUAUUCUCCGUACAUGCGAUAUGACACCAACGGUUCAUCAAGGACUCACAGCAGUCGCGAACCAUACGACACACGCGAUGCCCCACGUGGCGCUGACCGUGACCACGGACGUGGCGGUGACCGCGACAGAGACUACCACACCAGCCGCAGCAGCAGAAAUUAA